Messenger RNA from Hirundo rustica (Barn swallow), 2402 nucleotides. RefSeq names its product glucosamine-phosphate N-acetyltransferase 1 (gene GNPNAT1). Bases 135 to 707 code for a protein of 190 amino acids. Gene Ontology annotation, biological process: UDP-N-acetylglucosamine biosynthetic process. Lineage: Eukaryota; Metazoa; Chordata; Aves; Passeriformes; Hirundinidae. The transcript is spliced from 6 exons. The record is from RefSeq and is a predicted model, not a curated record. Gene Ontology annotation, molecular function: monosaccharide binding; glucosamine 6-phosphate N-acetyltransferase activity. Gene Ontology annotation, cellular component: endoplasmic reticulum; endoplasmic reticulum-Golgi intermediate compartment; Golgi apparatus.
GCCACCGAGGGGCUGCGCGCGUGUAUGACCGCCCCGGUGGUCUGUGUGCGAGGCGACGGGAUGCCCCUCCACCGAGGGGCUGCGGAUGGAGUGAGGGGGUGCCCUCAAUAGGCCGUGUGUCUCCGUUUGCAGCCAUGAUGCCCGUGGCCACCGUGAUGCCCGACGACACGCCCAUGUUUGACCCCAGGAUCCUGCAGGAGCUCGACUGGAGCGAGAACACCACCAGCUUUUCUCCUGCUAUUUCUCCGCUGGAUCCAGGGGAUGGGCUGGUCCUGAGACCGCUCUGCACAGCUGAUUUAAAUCGAGGCUUUUUUAAGGUUCUGGGUCAGCUGACGGAAACAGGAGUUGUGAGCCCGGAGCAGUUCAUCAAAACCUUUGAGCACAUGAAGAGGUCUGGAGAUUACUUCGUUACCGUGGUGGAGGACACGAACCUGGGGCAGAUCGUUGCUACGGCAACGCUGGUUAUAGAACAUAAAUUCACUCACUCCUGUGCCAAGAGAGGCAGGAUAGAAGAUGUGGUGGUCAGCGGGGAGUGCAGAGGGAAGCAGCUUGGAAAACUAUUAACGUCCACCCUCACCUUGCUAAGCAAGAGACUGAACUGUUACAAAAUCACGCUCGAGUGUCUGCCCAAAAAUGUGGAUUUUUACAAGAAGUUUGGUUAUUUGGUAUCUGAUGAGAACUACAUGUUUCAACGGUUCUUUAAUUAAUGACUUCUAGGUGUCCUGGGUUCCCUUUUUUUUUUUUCUUCUUCUUGGAAAGACUGUUGGUAGAGGAGCUUGUGCUACAAACAUUCUCUCCAUGGAAAAACUUCUAUAGUUUAUUGCUGCAUAUGUAAUGAUCCCUAUAAAUAACGAACAUCGAAUGUGUAAAUCUUGGGAGAAAAAAAAAAAAUGACUGAGGUUUUAGAAAAGGUCCUCUGGGUUAGGAAAUAAGUUUAGAACUAAUUUUUACUACUGUUGAGCCGAGGUGAAGUGCUUCUGUUUUAGCUAAGUCACAGAGGACUCGUUAAAGAGAUGGUUUUUAACCAAAGGUAUAUAUUUUUAUCUCAAAUUUUUUUCUUGCAUUGUAUUUUUCUAAAGGUUUGUGCUUCUUUUCUCAGUAGCCAAAGGACAGCCCCUGGGACUGUGCUGCUGGCUGUGCUGAUGGAAGGAUGACGUAGCUGGGGAAGGGAUGAGGCUUCUCUUAUGCAGAAUUAGUGACACAGAACAGCCCUGAGUUCUGGUUUCUUUUUCCGUGACACCUCACGGGAAGUGCUGGUGGCGCAUCAGAAGUUUUAUAGGCACUGUUUUCCCAGACUGGAUUUGUUACUGUUGGUGCAGGUUGGGGAGAAUCCUUACAGGCUGUGCUGAAUUCCCAGUCUAAAAACGGAUGUGUGCUUCUCACUGCAGGGCUCCUGCACUUUAGCUGAUUACUUGGUUUUCAGGAUAAAUUACUUUUUUUCUUACAUAAAUAAAAAAACCCAUCUGUGGUCCGCAACAGGGCAGAGGGGAGCUGGGAAACUGGGAUGUGUGAAGGAAUAUAUCCCAUAUAUAGUAGGGUUCUGGCUAGUAAUCAGUGGGAAGGGGAUUGGGAUGGGCUCAUUGAGCUUCACUGAGGGAGCGGGGGGUGUUCAGCCCAGAAAAACCUUAGAGCCACUUCGGUACCUAAAAAGGAGGGAGAGGAACUUUGUAUGGACAGGGCACAGGGAAUGGCUCCCACUGCCAGAGGGCAGGGAUGGAUGGGAGAUUGGGAAUUCCUGGUUGUGAGGGUGCUGAGGCCCUGGCACAGGGUGCCCAGAGAAGCUGUGGCUGCCCCAAAUCCCUGGCAGUGCCCAAGGCCGGGCUGGAGCAGCCUGGGCCAGUGGGAGGUGUCGUCCCUGGUGCAAUGAGAUGAGUUUAGGGUCGCUCCCAACCCAAACCAUCCUGGGAUUUACUGAACACCCCUGGCCCAGCCACUGCAACUCCAGAGGAGCAGGGGGGCUCUGCUUGUAGCAGGAGGGAUUUCCACAGCAAACCAGGAGAGAAAUCCCCCCCUUCUGCUCCUAAAGGAAUCACUGCUGCUGCUGUGGAGUUCCCCUCUUGCUGCAAGGUUGGAUCAAUGGUUUUAGCGCUUUUGCCAGGGGUGAAAAGCAAAUACCACGCCAAGCCCUGCUGCCAACAGUGGUGUUUUGUGUGGGGAGUGACAAAUCCCACAGCCGUGAAUAGGGCAUUAUACGCAGCCAGGGCUGUUUGUGGGCAGCCAGCCUUCCACACUGUCCUGCUUUGUGCUCUGGAGAGCGACUCUACAGCGCUGGGGGCUCUGCUUGAUCUUCCUGAGGGUUCUCCACUCUGUCCACUGUCUCCUUGGUGAUGUCUGCUUUAUUUAUUGAUUAUUUUUUUAAAAGAAUGUCUUUGUUUAAGCUGAAUAAAUGAUUGCCACCUGUA